This is a messenger RNA of Colletotrichum karsti, 462 nucleotides long. RefSeq lists its product as uncharacterized. Bases 1 to 462 code for a protein of 153 amino acids. The record is from RefSeq and is a predicted model, not a curated record. The transcript is spliced from 4 exons. NCBI's taxonomy places the organism in Eukaryota, Fungi, Ascomycota, Sordariomycetes, Glomerellales, Glomerellaceae.
AUGCACUUCUCACUCGCCGCCAUCACCGCCUUCGCCGGCGUCGCCUUCGCCGGUGUGAUCGCCCGAGACGACACCGCCGGGCCCGUCCACAUCCCCGUCGACAGCCCCGGCAACGCCGAGGAGGGUUCCCUCCAGGCCAUCACUCACCUGUACAUCUGCUCCGACGCCAACUUCUCCGGCCGCUGCCAGAACCUAGAGUCCAACACCGGCCAGUGCUACAACCUCGGCAACGGCUUCAAUGAUGUCGUCUCGUCGCUCGGCCCCGAUGCGGGAACAUCCUGCACCAUUUGGGAGAACAAUGGAUGCUCGGGCGCGUCCAUCGUCAACAUUGUUAGCCCCGGUAUUUACAACCUCGCCGACUCCAUCUGGAACUUCAACGACAGGAGGUUUCUGGCCCUUGUUCCGGACGCGGAAUUGCCUGCAAGGGGUUGCAGGCCAGGCCGCAGUAGCUUUGACAUUUGA